Trichoderma aggressivum f. europaeum is the source of this 903-nucleotide messenger RNA. RefSeq lists its product as uncharacterized. Gene Ontology annotation, molecular function: phosphatidate phosphatase activity. Gene Ontology annotation, biological process: phospholipid metabolic process. Lineage: Eukaryota; Fungi; Ascomycota; Sordariomycetes; Hypocreales; Hypocreaceae. The record is from RefSeq and is a predicted model, not a curated record. The coding region runs from base 1 to 903 and encodes 300 amino acids. The transcript has 4 exons.
AUGCCUUCUGUACGCACCUCCACCGGCGACUCGACGGCUUCGAUGGGGCCCCUUGUCCGGUUCUGGAGAACGACUCAUGCGCCAGACUACAUCGGCUUCGCAAUCCUUCUCGCAGGAUGGAUCUUGAUUAUCCUCCUCGUCAAUCCCUUCCACCGCAUGUUCUUCAUCAACGACCUGCGCAUCUCGUACCCCCACGCCGAACACGAGCGAGUCACCGUCCCUCUCAACUUCCUCUACGCCCUCUUCAUCCCUCUCGGCAUCCUCGUCGCCUACAACUUCAUCACCCGCGCCUCCACCCACAAACACGAAGCCACCUACCUCUCCCUCGGCAUCUCCAUCGUCCUCUCGUCCUUCAUCACAGACAUCGUCAAAAACGCCGUCGGCCGCCCCCGCCCGGACCUCCUCGCCCGCUGCCAGCCCUCCGCCGACACCAAGCCCGACGUCCUCGUCACAAUCGCCGCCUGCACCGCCCCCGACGGCCACGCCCUGCAGGACGGCUGGCGCUCCUUUCCCUCGGGCCACUCGUCCUUCUCCUUCGCCGGCCUCGGCUUCCUCGGCCUCUUCCUCGCCGGCCAGCUGCACAUCUUCAACUACUGCGCCGGCGGCCGCGACCUGAGCCGCGCCCUCGUCUGCCUGUCGCCCCUCGUCGGAGCCGCCCUGGUGGCCAUCUCGCGCUGCCAAGACUACCGCCACGACGUAUACGAUGUCUGCGUCGGGUCGGCGCUCGGCAUGACGGUCGCGUACUGGAGCUACAGGCGGCACUUCCCCAAGCUGACGAGCCCCAACUGCGACGAGCCUCAUCCUCACCCGGCCGUCGAGGCUCAGCAGGGGUGGCAGCGCGUGCGGGACGAAGAAGAGCAAGGUAGUGAAUUCGCCUUCCCACUAGGAACUCGACGAAGCUGA